CACCACAAUAAAGGAACCCCUAGCUCUGCCUAAGAUCUCUCUCUUGUUUCCGUUAACUUACAUCACAUGUGAUUUGGAUCCAUUAAAUGUAUUAGGCCAUGGCAGGAAAGGAAAAGUACCCGAUUAGAACUCGCACUAUCGUGUUUAUAGGAGUGAGUGUAUGUCCUUGGACCUUGAUCAUACAUCCAUAUGUUUUGAGUCAUUAGAUCGACAUGUGAAUUAAGAUGUAGACUAUCAAACAGUAUAAGCAAGGGGGCAUAGCCGCACAACUAUAAGCAAGGGGUUAUUAACAUUUUGUGUUUUGGCGAUUUGACUAGGUAACUCAAAUCAAAAUUUGAACUCUCCAAAACUUGAUUUCGAAUUUCAUUGACACUAACUCUAACUAUAAUGACGUAUGUCGAAGUUUUAUGAGAGGAUAAUGAUCCUAACUUUAAAAUUACUUGCCAACUCUUAAUAAUUUGUGAUGAGAUGAGAAUAGUUCACUGCACACUUCAUCAACUCUACUGCAAUGUACUGUUUGAGAUUAGAAGUCAGUUUCACUACUGCAGACUAGAUCUCUACAGAAAAUGUAAUAACCACAUUCUUAUCUUCUUCUUUUUUUUACCAUUACUAAUUACAAAAUGACAAAUAAAAAUGGAGCCUUACCAAGAAACAUUACAAAGCUGUAUUGGGAAGCUGAGAGAGCGUUACAGUUUCAUUGAACACAAGUCAAGAACACAUAAAUUAAGGACACAAACAAACGAAACAUCUUUUUGUUUGGUCUGUUACUCUGUUGUGCAAAUAAAAAAAUAAUUAAAAUACUCUACUCGAAAAUCUCAUGGACAUAAUUAAACAGAUAAAGGUGGGAUCUUUCGGCAAAACCCAGUUCAUAUAAAACCCUAACUCCCUCAAUCAAAUCCAUUUGGCUCCCUCCGCUCCUUCAACAAACAAGCAUCAUUACACUAGACUAACCCACCAAAGAAACCAAAAAGAAAACAGCUCUUUGACAGAAAAUUCCCCCUUUCCUCUUUCCCUGUCAAGCACAGCACCACCUCAAACUGAAAAAAACCCACCAACCCAUUCUCUUUCUCUCAUAUCCUCAUCAUACAAAUGACAAAUCAAUCAAAAUUUGGGAAUUAAUUAAAAUAAUUAGUCAAUCCCCCUCUCUCCCUCUCCCACUUUCCCUUCCUUUCUGUUUUCUGUUCCGAGUGUUCUCCCAUCUUCCCUCACAUCCUGUCUUCCAAUAAACCCUUCCUCCCCAAUUUUCCUCUGCCUUCUUGUUCUGCUGCCGAGCUUCUUUUUGUGGUCUGGUUGCCCUUCUGGGGUUUUUUCUUUUAGCACUAAAAUGGAGAAGAGAGCUUUGUCAUACUGCUUGGAGGAAGGAGAUUCUGAGAUGCUUCUCUCUUAAAUCUUUCUCCAUUACAGCCAUUCCUCAAGAGGUAUUUUUGGGGGCUUUUUUCGUACUUUAAUUUGAUGAAUCCUUGCUUCUUUUAUGCCUACACAUUCCAAUCUUGCUUCAGGGGAAACUGAGGAAAAUAGCUUCUCAAAAUCACAUGCAUUGAUGAAUCUUUUUGGUUUGUUUGUUCCCAAGCUCAUACCUUUUUGGGGUUUUUUUUUUUGUUUCACUUUGCUUGUGAGCAGGCAAAAGGAACUACACCCAAUCGGCUGCCCCCUCUCUUUUGUGUGGUUCUGUGACCUUCUGCAGCAGCAUUGUUACUUAAAUUUGAUUUUGCUUUUGGGGUUGGUUUGACAAAAUGGGAGCCAACAAGAUUAAAGUGUUCUACAAAGGGUUCAAAUUCAUCACUCAAAUCUUUGUUGUGAAGGAGAGAGAGCUGGAGAUUGGGUGCCCAACUGAUGUAAAGCAUGUUGCUCACAUUGGGUGGGAUGGCGCCUCUGGGAAUCCACCCAGCUGGAUGAGUGAGUACAAGACAGCUCCUGAAUUCUCAUCCUCAAAACCUUUUGGUGCAGCAAAUGGAGUUCCAAAAGAGUCCAAUUCCACGUCUUUCUCUCCAUGGUCCUCUCAAGAUUUUAGUGAAUCAAUGGGGCUUCACCAGAUGCCUGUGUCAACAAUGCUGGAUCAAACCGUGCCAACUUCAGACCCACCAAGCAUCCCUAAGAAACUGAAGAGGAAAAAGAAGUCUGCGUCGACAUCAACGCCUUCAAAAGGUUCAUCGUCGUCUUCUUUAUCGAAGGCUUUACGGUCAUCCAAGGCUAAUAAAGCCGUGUACCACGAGACAAUGCCAUCCAUGAUUGCACAAGCUUAAUUAGUAGCCCGAUUUGUCGAAGUGUAUAAGGAAUGUGCAUAGCAGGAAGAAGGCGUCUUUUUUCUCUUUCUUGGUGAUCAAGGCUUCUGUAAAUGUGUUGACAAAGUGUACUACAAAUAUUGACUGUUGGAGUACUUAGGGCUUGAUAUGGUAUAAGGGGAGCAUAAAAGGUAAUGUUAGAUUGCAAGUUCUACUCCUGAGGUUUACAAGAAUGUGUUGUGAAACAAUAUUGUAAGGAAAUGUGGGUUCAAAAGUGAGAAAUUUUUUGGAAUUCAAUUUGGUUGGAUUGAAUGAGAAAGCUCUGGUUGAUGAUUGAUUUGUGGUUAGGGAUUGGAGAUACCUAUGGGCUUUGUAUAGUUUGGUAACAUGUCAAGCUUAUUUAUGGUUUAGAGUGGUCUAAUGUGAUUCAGGCACAGGUCUUUGUCUCUUUAAAAUUUAAAUCACAAAUUCUGUAAAGCUCUCCUGCCAAAUGCAUUCGAAUAUACAAACCUCAACCAAUCAUUAGCUAAAUCUAGUGAAUGGAAUUUAUAUAAUUUUAUGGAACGCUUUCUUGAAUAGGCCAAAAUAUCAAAACUAAAACUUGGAUCGCUGUGUUGUUCAUAUAUUAAUAAGUUGUUUAUACCUAAAAUUAUUUUGGCUCGACUACUACUACGAGGUUGGGUGAGGAUGCGUUUGUCCAUAUGCGGAGGGAGGGAACUUUGCCCUUGUCCUAGGACAGGGGUAAUCUUUUGAGAGGGAAAAAAUAACCCCACAUAUGUUUGACGGAGAAUAAAAAGUAAUAUAAGGAUGUUUUGACA
This is a messenger RNA of Linum trigynum, 3040 nucleotides long. The record is from the annotation of a GenBank genome assembly. Lineage: Eukaryota; Viridiplantae; Streptophyta; Magnoliopsida; Malpighiales; Linaceae.